Molecule: messenger RNA, 444 nt
Organism: Strongylus vulgaris
Lineage: Eukaryota; Metazoa; Nematoda; Chromadorea; Rhabditida; Strongylidae
Source: the annotation of a GenBank genome assembly
AUGUUUGGUGGCAUUGUUCAUUCGCAUCUUGAAGCCACUAUGCAGCAUUCGACAAUUGAAAAGCGUGCAAAGAAGGAUAAAGCUGAACUCUCCGAACGAAAAAGAAGAGCGAAGGAGGAUAAGGGGUCGGAUGCUUCCGAGCGGAAAAGACGAGAAAAAACAGAUAAGGAGAAAGACAAGGAUAAGGAACGAGAUUCUACCCGCUCUGAGAGAAGAAAAAAGCAUAAUAGAUCUGAGUUAUCAGAAAGGCGUAAAAAGGAAAAAAAGAGGAAGAAGUCCGAGUCAAUAGACAAGAAAGGAUCAUCAGCAGAAAAGACUGACACACAGGAAGAUAAAAAGAAGACAAAGGAUAAAGAAUUAGUUUUGGACGCAACAUUUGAAGAACGUUCUGAACGGAAAAUGAAGAAACAACGUGAGCUAAUGUACAAUAUGCAAGGACGUUGA